Lentinula edodes (shiitake mushroom) is the source of this 645-nucleotide messenger RNA. Its product is annotated as Pre-rRNA-processing protein TSR2-domain-containing protein. Gene Ontology annotation, cellular component: nucleus. NCBI's taxonomy places the organism in Eukaryota, Fungi, Basidiomycota, Agaricomycetes, Agaricales, Omphalotaceae. Gene Ontology annotation, biological process: maturation of SSU-rRNA from tricistronic rRNA transcript (SSU-rRNA, 5.8S rRNA, LSU-rRNA). The record is from RefSeq and is a predicted model, not a curated record. The transcript has a single exon. The annotation marks the transcript as partial.
ACCACGAUGUCUUCUGCACCUUCCCCUUCACUGGUUCUCUUUGCUCGCGGGGUCAUCGCCAGGCUUGCUCUCUGGGAAACGCUCACCCUAGCCGUUCAAGAGUCAUGGGGCGGCCCGGGCGCAAAAGAAAAACGGACAUGGAUGGCAGGCGUCGUCGUCGAUAUGUUCGAGGAGAAACAAUCUAAAACCAACUCAGCAUCAUCCUCCAACGUCGAUUCCCGCGUAGAACCAGAGGACAUCGAGGAUACUCUACUCCAAAUCAUGGCUGAUGAAUUUGAAGUCCAUGUCGAGGAUGGUAGCGCGGAGACCUUGGGCAAAGAUAUCGUCCAACUAUGGGACGCGAUCAUAAACUCAGCCAGUCCUAGUUCUACAACGAUUACCCAUUCUGAGGGUGAGAAAAAGGUUCAGGAGUGGGAGUCACGCGUUGAGAGCGCAAAAGGGCGCAAAAUCCAGGCGCAUUACCAAGAAGCGGUCGAAGAGGAUGGCGAUUGGGAAGAUGAUGAUAGUGAAGGUGACGAUGAAGACGGUGAUCAUCCGAUGGACGAAGAUGAAGUUCCACACCUUAUCGAUUCCAACCGCGGUCAGAGAAAACCAGAAGUUGACGAAGAUGGCUUUACUCUAGUUUCGAGUCGACGAAAACGGUGA